AACUUUUGAGGGAAAUUUAUUAAUGUGUUUUUAGAUGUAUAAUGUUUAAACUUUAAGGUGAAGUUUCAUGAACUUACAGUACCUUUUGUCAGAAAGCUAAAAUUCAAUUGCAUGAUUUUUCUACUAAAAUGUGCAGAAAACUUGAAACUAGUUUGUAGUUGAAUGUAGAAUGUAGAGUGUAUUUCUUUUUUUAAAAUAUAACUUUUUAAACAAAUAUUAAUGAAGUUAAUAUGUUAUAAUAAAUAACAUGUUGAUUUUUAUGCAUUACCUGUCAUUAUUAUUAUUAUUAUUAUUUUAUACAGAUGUGAAAAACUGUUUUUCCAAAACUUAAAUGAACUGAGCCUUUUUGGUUUUAUCAAUUUGUGUAAAUUCAGGAAAAAAGGGAAGUGAAAUGUUACAACAGUUAAGGGUUAAGUUCAAAAGUCAAGGGUUAAGAGCCCAACUAAAGCAAACACUGAUCACCAUAACAGUAACUUAUAACCAUGCAAUAAAUAGAUGAUUGAGUGGAGCUCAUACAGAUCGAAUUUGUGAUUAACUGACAUGAAGUCUUCUGCAGUGUGGUUAUAGCAUCAUCUACUGGUCAUUGCCUGAAAUUCAUUUUAAAAUUUCAAUAACCUAUAAUCACAAUUCAUUUUGAUAUAUUCUUAGGGACUUUUAUUUUGAAGAUUGCAAUCUUCACCGAAAUUGGCUUAGAUCAUUGGUGUUUUUUUGUACCAUAAUUGCUAAAGAAUUAGUAGAAAUUCUCUUGAGAUCAGGUCUCAUGUGAAGCCACGUGAGAUAGAUUACACUUCAAUUGUUAUGUCUCAGAACACACACACACACACACACACAAAACCAUGAGACAUUCUUGCCUUGUGUUGAUGAUCAGUAUGAUGAGUGUAUAAAUGUCGCACCUUGUCAAGAGGUUUAAAAGAAUGCCAAUAAAUCAGCUAAAAGGAAUUGACAGUGAAUCAUUCAAGUCACCAUAUACAGUAUGUAUACACUGAUAAUAAAGUAUAUGGUGAAGUUUUUUUUUUUUUUAAUGGCAUACAAAUGAUAUUCACCUCACAUUUUGUUAACAGAAGUGAAGAAAACAAAAUGAAUGCUGUUUCACUUAUUGUAGUAGUAAACUUGAAUUUCACGAGGAUGUUUUGAACAAAGAGGUUGGUUUAGGAUUUAUUUUUGAUUUAGAUUUUUUUAACUAGAUCUUGUUCUGAAGACUGCACUUGUAUAGGCGUAUGUAAUCUUUUUGAAUCACAUUCCUGAACAGUUUCAUAGGAAAUUGCUAUCUAGCUAACUAUCUGCCAUGCAGGUUUUUUGAAUUUAAGAGAUUUCUUGGAAUUGGGCAGAGAUCAGAUAAGCAAAGCUAGAUGCAUUUUAUGAUGACAGAUUAUUUUCAAUAUAAAAAAGCCACUUUGCUCAUUUCUUAAUUUGAAGAGUCCUUUCCAUCUGGCUAUGAGCAAAAUCUUCAGAUCUUCUCUUCUCAACAUUACUCCUGAAAUGUCAGAAUUUCACAAAAAGAGACAACAGUAUUCUUGGGUAAGUUUGAGGUUAAGGUAUACUGCAAGGUCACUAUAACACUUCCAUUACUGAACAUCACAGGUUUAAGAGAUGAAUUUAAAUCUGUUUUAUGUCGGUGAACAAUGUUUAAUUGUGCCAUGUAUUGGAGAUUUUUUGUAUUUGUGAAAUUCAGCAUCUGUGCUUCAUUAGGUCUAUUAGAUCAUCUGAGGGAUUUGACUGAAUCAAGAUGCUGCUGAUCAUUGAAGCUCUUCUUCUCAUUUUAGCUGCUCUAGGACAGGAUCACAGAGCUGCUGCAGGAAAGAUAUAUCCAUUGAAUAUGGCACUGAAUUCUGUUGAUGACCAAUAUAAGGGAUGUAGCGAGAACAUGACACAUCUGGUCAAGACAAAAUAUCUAGAGAAGGAAAUGUCUGCUUCAGCUGAAUUUAACAAGACUUGGCAAGAAGGUGAAGAGAAUGCAACAAAAGCAGAGGAUAAGUUGCAACAAAUUCAUUCAGUCGCCAUUCAUGUUUACACUAACAAAGACUCUAAAGUAUACAGUAAUUUCACUAGUGCCACUCGUACUGACAAACAAAAAUACAAAGAGGGGACAUUCAAAUGGUAUUCACUUCACUUUCUGUUAACAGAAGCGAUCCAGAUUCUGAAGAAAACACAAAAUAGAUGCUAUGUAACUUAUCGUGGUACAAAUGUUAAAUUUGAUGUUCAGAACAAAGAGGUUCGUUUGAGUUCAUUUUCAUCCUCCUCUCUUGAUCGUAAGGUAAUACAGGGUUUUGGAAAUAAAUCUUGUUUUGAAAUCUACACCUGUGAAGGUGCUAAUUUGACAAAAUAUUCAAAGUAUCCUGAUGAGAAAGAGGUCCUAAUUCCUCCAUAUGAGACGUUUAAAGUCACUGCUGUCAGGAACAGAACAGAUCAGCCAGAUCUCUGGUGUGAGACAGUGUUUGUGUUGAACAGCACUGGAAAAACAAGUGACCUGAACUGUGCAUUGUUUAACAGGGGAAAUCAUGCUGCUUUCUUUAAUAUUUUGCCAAUUUUGAACAUUUUAUUUUGUGUUUACCUGAUAGUUAACUUGUAGAUUUUACAUGUUUCUCAUUGUUACUGAACACUGUAUUUCUAUAUUUCUAUUUCUAUAAGUUUUUCUAAACUUAAAGUUAUAAGAAUCUUUUUGGUUCUCAUUUUGUG
Megalobrama amblycephala (Wuchang bream) is the source of this 2676-nucleotide messenger RNA. Its product is annotated as ecto-ADP-ribosyltransferase 5-like. The record is from RefSeq and is a predicted model, not a curated record. Gene Ontology annotation, molecular function: NAD+ poly-ADP-ribosyltransferase activity; NAD+-protein-arginine ADP-ribosyltransferase activity. NCBI's taxonomy places the organism in Eukaryota, Metazoa, Chordata, Actinopteri, Cypriniformes, Xenocyprididae. The coding region runs from base 1727 to 2569 and encodes 280 amino acids. The transcript has 2 exons.